UCAGCCCCAGAGUUUGACAGAAGUUUGAAUCGGCCUCGGGGGCUUUCUGCAGCCGGCGGGGCAGUGCGGCGGACACAGCCUCGGAGAGCGCGAGCAGCAGCGCCCCCCACGACCCAGCCCGCCAGCCAGCCUGGAGCCCGGCCUGCCCACGGCCGCGAGCCCGCCGUCCCCAGCGCCCCCGCGCGCCCCGCAGUCUCCCGGCCAGGGAGCCGAAGCCCCACACUGCUCCCCGCUGCACCAGCAUGUCCUCGACGGAGAGCCCCGGCCGCACGUCGGACAAGUCUCCGCGCCCGCAGGUGGACCGAUUGCUCGUGGGGCUGCGCUGGCGGCGCCUGGAGGAGCCACUGGGCUUCAUCAAAGUUCUCCAGUGGCUCUUUGCUAUUUUCGCCUUCGGGUCCUGCGGCUCUUACAGCGGGGAGACGGGAGCCAUGGUUCGCUGCAACAACGAAGCCAAGGACGUGAGCUCCAUCAUUGUUUUGUUCGGCUACCCCUUCAGGUUGCACCGGGUCCAGUAUGACAUGCCCCUCUGUGAUGACGACUCCACCUCCAAAACCAUGCACCUCAUGGGAGACUUCUCUGCCCCCGCUGAGUUCUUUGUGACCCUUGGCAUCUUUUCCUUCUUCUAUACAAUGGCUGCUCUAGUCCUCUACCUGCGUUUCCACAACCUCUACACAGAGAACAAACGCUUCCCACUGGUGGAUUUCUGUGUGACCGUCUCCUUCACCUUCUUCUGGCUGGUUGCUGCAGCUGCCUGGGGCAAGGGCUUGACCGACGUCAAAGGGGCCACACGGCCAUCCAGCCUGACUGCAGCCAUGUCCGUGUGUCAUGGAGAGGAUGCAGUGUGCAGUGCCGGGGCCACACCCUCGAUGGGGCUAGCUAACAUUUCUGUGCUCUUCGGCUUUAUCAACUUCUUCCUGUGGGCUGGAAACUGUUGGUUUGUGUUCAAAGAGACACCGUGGCAUGGACAGGGCCAGGACCAGGGCCAGGGCCCCAGCCAGGAGAGUGCAGCAGAACAGGGAACGGUGGAGAAGCAGUGAACAGCUGACUACUCCCGAACUGGACAGCACCUCUUCAUCUUCUCCGGCCUCCACAGGCCCUUCCUUCUUCUCCUCCAGCUCCCUUCCCCCAUCAUUCUGGGCUUUGAGAUUUGAGACGCUGGAUGCGUAGUCACCAGCUAUUGGUAACCUGGGCAGUCCUCCACUGGCUUCCUGAUCCCUCACCCUGCUGGAGCUGCAAAUGGCAAGAACUCAGUACUUCUUGUCCACUGCCUGGACUCAGGCAUCUUACUGCGCUUUAAUUUGUGUUCUCAAGCCUCUGAGAAAGAGCCUCUGCUUGCCGCAGGUGAGGGCAGGAAACUAGAGUCCUAAAGCUGGUCUCUAAAAGCUGCCCUGCUAUCACUGGUCUAGUCUCCGUGCAGUGGGGGAGGGGAGGCCAGCCGGCAGCCUUGCCCGGAUUCCCGAUUCCCAUGUGCAGGUGGUUUGAUGACACCUGUCAGUCAUCCGGUCUCUGUAUCUUAUCUCUAGUCCUCCUAGAGCCCAGUGAGCCCCCUAAUCUCCUCUCUGGCCUCUGUUUGUCCAUAGCUCCCACCAUGUGUGAAACAGGGAGCCCCACUACCCUCUCCAAGGGCCCUCUAAAGGUCCACGUGAGGCCUGGGCUCAGCGGGAGCAGACGGAGUGGUCAUUGUGUUGCAGCUUCAGGGAAGAGAGUCAGGAAAGUUGCUGGCAGAACACAUUUUUUUCCGGGCCUUCAGUUCUCCCUCUCCCUCAGCUGGAACACUUUCAGUAGCUCCCUAAACUCCACUUACUCAUGAAACCCCAACUUCCUUCUCCUUCGUGGGCUUGGUUUUGUCUCACACUUAGGAAACAAGAGGAGAAGGCUAGGAAUAUUUCCACUUCACUCCCCCGCCCCCCCCCCCCCCGACAGCCUGGCUCCCUCCCUAACCUUUUGGAGAUGAGGCAUUUAAGAUUUUUUUUUUUUAAUCUGUCCAGGCCUUUCUUUCAUUCCUGGGCAUUGGGAGGGCCUAAAGGACCAUCCAUGAGGCUGAAGUGCCCAGGAGUCCCAGGACAUGGAGAGAUGGCCCCACUUGUCUCUUACUGUCUGCCCAUUUUCUCAAACCAGCACCUUUUCUAGAUCUUUCAUACCUUUCCUUUCUCAUUUUUACAAGGGGGUGUUCUCUCUCCUCAUCUCUCAAAGUCCUCCCUUGCUUCCAUAUAGUAGCCAGACUCUACCCCUUCCCCAACCCUGGGCAGCCCGAUGAUAUUGGUGCUUCUUCACUUCGGGACCCAGUUCCAUAUUUGUCUUUGGUGGUCUCCUCUUCCUGAUACCUCCUUCCAUCCCUUCUUGGGCCCCAAGGUCUGAGGGCACUAACCGGAUAAAUACCAUCUGCUUCCUAUCCAGAUCAAAACCCCUUGGUCUACCCUGGCAGUAAGGCUGCUCAGGAAGAGAUGAAGAAGGAAGAAUCCAGCCAUUUCCCAAUUUAGUGCCAACUGGCCCACUUAGUAUCCCAAAGAUGAAUGUGUCCCAUGCUAAUCUGUCCUCAAGUCAGGGCCCAACCCUCUCCAGCCUCCUCAUCUUCCUCAAUGCUACCUACAUCAAAUGUGGAUUAAUUGGGUUUCCAGGGCUUAGAGCCCUUAACUUUGGGCCAUCCAUUUCUUCUUUGAGUUAUAAUUCCCCACUUGACAGGGGGAGUAUGAUAUUUACACACUUCUAGAUGCUCCUGAGCCCUUCAUUAAAAGAAUUUGGAAUUUUUGUUUUCUGUUUUAGAUUUUAGGAAAAGAAUUUAAGGAGGGAAAAAGUUGAUGGGGGUGAGAAUGUUCCUAAAUCUGAAACUGUCUAUCCUAAGUUGUCCCCGUGGUUAAGGAUGAGGGGAACAGUUUUGCCUACAGCUCUAAACAUACAAAGAACAAAGGGGUGACCUUCAUUUUUCUUCAAGCAAGCCCCUGUGGGGAUCUGUGAGCAGCUUCUAUUCGAACUGUGUUUGGAUUCUGUGUCUAUAUUUAUAAUUUAUUUGAAACGUGAUGGAUAAAGUGUUCUCAUUUGGGGCCUAAGUUAGCAACUGGCCCAUCACCUGCUUUAGAAAGGGAGAUGUCCAUGCCCACUGAGCACUCUGAGCCCAGAGGUCUCUCUAGGACUGAGAAGGCUCUUCCUCAUCAAGAUUCUGACUGGUUCAUGGCCAGAAGAGCCUUGGUUUAGGUUGUGGCCUCUCUCUCCAUGGUCACCCUAAGAGGAAAGACCAGUUCACCUCAUUACCUCUAGGGGGCUGAGCAGGAGUAAGUGCCAAGGACAGGGCUGUCCUCACAGGACUCUCCAUCCAGGGCUGGCACCACAGGCCUGAAGUAGGAGGUGUCUGGUUUCUCUAGCUGUUGCAGGAGGCCAACAAGCAGGGGACUUGCCCUUUGCCCCGGUAGACUUGACCAUGUGGAGAUGCCCAUUCUGGACCUUUUUUAGACAUGAGUUCCCUUCAACAUCCUGACCAUGGGUCUCCUAAUCCUGAGAUUGCAGAUCGAGGAUGGGGGGAGAAUGUUGCAUGCUGUUUUCCGGUGCUUGUUAUAACACAUUUGAAUAAA
Onychomys torridus (southern grasshopper mouse) is the source of this 3566-nucleotide messenger RNA. It is a transcript of the gene Sypl2, whose product is annotated as synaptophysin like 2. The transcript has 6 exons. NCBI's taxonomy places the organism in Eukaryota, Metazoa, Chordata, Mammalia, Rodentia, Cricetidae. The record is from RefSeq and is a predicted model, not a curated record. Gene Ontology annotation, cellular component: synaptic vesicle membrane; synaptic vesicle. The coding region runs from base 243 to 1037 and encodes 264 amino acids.